Molecule: messenger RNA, 441 nt
Organism: Spinacia oleracea (spinach)
Lineage: Eukaryota; Viridiplantae; Streptophyta; Magnoliopsida; Caryophyllales; Amaranthaceae
Exons: 1
Coding region: 1-441 (146 amino acids)
Source: RefSeq, a predicted model, not a curated record
AUGGACUUGAUGAACCGUGUAUUCUAUGAAAUUUUGGACAAGUUUGCAUUGGUUUUCAAAUAUGACAUCUUAGUGUAUUCGAGGAACGAAGAAGAUCAUGCUAAAUACUUAAGGUAUGUGUUGAAUACACUUAGAGACAACCAAUUGUAUGCCAAAUUCUCCAAGUGUGAGUUUUGGUUGGAGAAUGUUGUAUUUUUGCGACAUUUUGUAUGUAAAGAAGGAGUUGCACUGGACCCUGCAAAGAUUAUAGUUGUUAGUGAAUGGCCUACACCUAAGAGUUUCACUAAUAUUCGAAGUUUUCUUGGUUUAGCUCGAUAUUAUAGGCGCUUUGUGCGCUAUUUUUCUAGAAUAGACAAGCCAAUGACUACUUUGAUGAAUAAUGAAGCUAGAUUUGAGUGGAAUAAACAUUGUGAAGAGGUAUUCCAAGCUCUGAAGACGUGA